Messenger RNA from Frieseomelitta varia, 1266 nucleotides. RefSeq names its product syntaxin-like. Bases 340 to 1230 code for a protein of 296 amino acids. The record is from RefSeq and is a predicted model, not a curated record. Gene Ontology annotation, biological process: exocytosis; vesicle fusion; intracellular protein transport. Gene Ontology annotation, cellular component: endomembrane system; plasma membrane; SNARE complex. NCBI's taxonomy places the organism in Eukaryota, Metazoa, Arthropoda, Insecta, Hymenoptera, Apidae. Gene Ontology annotation, molecular function: SNARE binding; SNAP receptor activity. The transcript is spliced from 9 exons.
AAAAAAAAUCUACAAAAGAACAAGUCAAAGGUUUACAAUCCAUGUCAAUGCUGUCCUUGUAAUCCAGAUGCUAAGUGCCUAUUUCCUAUUUCAUUUCAGAUGCAAAACAUCUUCUAAGUAAUACAGUGUAGCUGUGAAGCGAAUCGAGUCGUAUCAUACAUAAAUUUAUUUUUUUGUAAAUUUCUUUACACACAGUCAAUUACAAAUACUAAUGUCAACGGCAUAAUGGAUUUUAUCCAUUAUCUCUACUGCACUGAUAAGACAGAUAACAAAAAACAUAUUUUAUGUGUAUAAUUCACGCAAUUAUCAGUUACACGCUGAUUCUCAAGCAAUACUAUCAUGGUCCGUGAUCGAAUGCCGGAGUUACGUGCCUACCAAAAUAAUUGCACUACAUUUGGUAAAGGAUUUUUACAAGAUGUACGCAUCCAAAUAUCCCAAAAUAAAAAAUUGAAGGAAGUAUUAGAUCAAGUUGAAGAAGUUCGAGACUUAAUUCAACUUAUUGCUGACAAUACAGCUAUUGUAAAGGAUUUACAUAAUAAUAUUUUAUCAUACACCAAUAAAGAUAUACAAAAAGAAUUGGAAAGUCGAACAUACACUAUUUCGCAAACGUCAUUUCGUAUUCAACGAAAAUUAAGAGAAAUGGGAAAGGAAAUUAACUGCAUUGAUGACUUAACUUUACGUAGUGCGCGGGAAGGCCCUAUACAUAUACGAAUUAAAGUGAUACAAUAUACAACGAUGAUAAGAUUAUUCUCUGAAGUUAUGGAAGAUUAUAAUGCAUCUAUGAUAAGAUAUCACAAAAAAUGUCGUUUACUUUUACAUCAACAAAAAAUGUUAAUCCGGAAACAUAUUACAAGUGAAGAAUUGGAAAAAUUAUUUGAUGCAGAAGAAAAUAAUUUAUUUGUUGAUAAUAUUUUACAAGACAGUAAAAUUGCAAAGCUACAAUUAUCAGACAUUCAAAGUAGGUAUAAUGAUAUAAUAAAAGUAGAAAAAUCAAUUGCAGAAGUUAGAGAUAUGUUUACAGAAAUGGCAUUUCUUGUUGAAAAACAAGGAGACCAAAUAAAUAGUGUAGAAUAUUAUGCUGGAAGGGCAGCAGAUGAUGUCGAUGUUGGUCGUAUUGAUAUAAAAAAAGCGGAGAAAAGGAGCCAGAGACAUAGAAAGAGGAAAAUCAAACUUGCUAUCAUAAUUAGUAUAAUAAUUAUUAUUUUUUUGAUGGUCAUUAUCUUUUUAUAAAAGGAUAAAAAUAUAAUAAUACAAUUUUGUGCAAAA